AAGAAGAGGGAGUAAUUUUUAUUCCCAUGCCCUCAGUUUAGCUGAUCAGCGAACUAAGUGUCUCUUCAACUCCGGUAUCUAUUCCACUAGCCUGAUUUCCACCGGAACUUCGUCGGAGACGACUUUUGUUUGAUGAAUUUGUCAUCGUAUUGACUACAUAGUGCCUCACAAGCUCUCUCCUCGAUUUCCAUGGCUGUUUCGAGUUUGAGGCGGGUUGCAAAAUGCAUUGUACCAAGACCUAGGUCUCGGUGUUGUGAGAUAAAUCAUUGUCUAGGAAAAUCCCCGGUUGGAUUAUGGUCUGGUGCCAACAUAUUUUACUCACACUGCAAUGCUUCCCGGGGAGGGUUUUCAAUACAUAUGUUUCAAGAGAUCAAGUACUUAUUAUGGAAGAAUAAGGGGUUCAAAACUGUAGAUUUAUCAUCUACGAGCUGCAGACUUUCGUACCGUGCCCAAAUUGCAUGGAGAAGGCUUUUCCAAACGUAUUCUUAUAGUGGACCAAUGUUGCCCCCCAUAAGUAGGAUAGCACGUGCAAUGAGUCUUGCUUUGUCUCGGUCGAACCUGGUAGCUCCUGGUAUUCUGGCCUUCAUUAUUGGAGAGGUAACAUGGAACAAAACAAGUUUAGCACAUGCUGAAUACUUCCCUAUAAAAGACUCUCUCUACACGCAUGCACAAGGUGGGCAUGUUUCUGCAACUUCAUUUAUAUUUUCUCUUUUAGAGGGACUGGUACUAGUUCUGAGAGCCAUAUACUUGGCAAUUUUGUUUUCUCCUUGCAUGGUAAUGGCUCCUUUUGCUGAUUCUCUUGGCAUGGAGUUCAGGAGGUCAUGGCUUCGUAUUGUCCGGGUAACAUUAGAGAAGGCUGGCCCAGCAUUUAUCAAAUGGGGCCAAUGGGCUGCGGCAAGACCUGAUCUGUUCCCAAGUGAUCUAUGCCAAGAGCUUGCUGAACUUCACAGCAACGCACCGGCGCAUAGCUUUGCAUACACGAAAAAGGCUGUCGAGAAGGCAUUUGGCCGCAGGCUGACUGAGAUUUUUGAUAAAUUUGAUGAGGAACCUUUGGCAUCCGGCAGUGUAGCUCAAGUUCAUCAAGCUACCUUGACAUUCAGAUAUCCCCAACAACAAGUUAAGCCUAUGGUUGUUGCUGUAAAAGUUAGACAUCCAGGUGUUGGUGAAGUAAUCCAAAGAGAUUUUGUAUUGAUUAAUUUAUUUGCAAAAGUUUCAAAGUUCAUCCCUACAUUGAGAUGGUUGAGACUAGAUGAAAGCAUUCAACAAUUUGCUAUUUUCAUGAUGUCCCAAGUUGAUCUUGCCAGGGAGGCUGCCAACUUGAGUCGAUUUAUCUACAAUUUCCGGCACUGGAAGGACGUCUCUUUCCCAAAACCUCUUUAUCCUCUGGUACAUCCAGCUGUUUUGGUGGAAACUUAUGAACAUGGGGAAAGUAUCCUACAUUAUGUUGACAAGCUUGAAGGACAAGAACACAUUAAAACUGCCCUUGCUCAUAUUGGAACUCAUGCCCUCCUAAAGAUGCUCUUGGUAGACAAUUUCAUCCAUGCAGACAUGCAUCCAGGAAACAUUCUCGUCCGGGAAUUGCCAAGCAUAAUCUCAGCAAAGUCUUUGUUUAAACCAAGACCACAUGUUAUCUUCCUUGACGUAGGCAUGACUGCUGAACUUUCUAAAAGGGACCGAGACAAUUUAGUGGAAUUCUUCAAGGCUGUGGCACUUCGUGAUGGUCGUUGUGCUGCUGAGUGCACUCUGAGGUUAUCUAACAAACAGAGCUGCCCAUAUCCGGUGGCAUUCAUCACGGAAGUGGACAAUAUUUUCAAAAUAUGGGGAUCAGAUGAAAAGGAUCCCCUUCAUCCGGCUGAUUGCAUGCAACUCAUGCUCGAACAAGUUAGGCGUCACAAAGUCAAUAUUGAUAGCCAUAUUUGCACUGUGAUCGUAACCACCAUGGUGUUGGAGGGCUGGCAGCAGAAACUUGAUCCAGCGUAUGAUUCUUUACAAGCUUUGAAAGAAUUGCUUUUCAAAGUCGAUUUGGUGGAUUCUCUUACCUAUACAAUUGAAGGAGUAAUGGCCCCAUAGUUGCUGUCAACAAGAAACAAAUUUAACAAGAUUACUUCCCCCGAAAGGUACAUUAAAUAAGAGAAUACUGACUUAUUAAAGGAUACUGAGAGGGAGUGGAAAUAAGCUGAACUGAUUCCUAAAACCAAACUAUGUUUCAGCACUCUGUAUUACCGGUUGAUUCGAGGAUAUGUUUCUGAGUUUUCUAAGUAGGAACGACGGUGAUUGGUGCCUAUAGACAUUUCUUGGGAUUGAAUCUAGUCAUUUAAGUUAUACAGAAUGCUGUUUGAUUUCUGUAUCGACAAUAGCAGAAACUAACCAAACCAAUAAACAGGGGAAAAUCGAUAGGAAAUAUUUACCAUAGAA
This is a messenger RNA of Salvia splendens (bonfire salvia), 2415 nucleotides long. RefSeq names its product ABC1 family protein YPL109C, mitochondrial. NCBI's taxonomy places the organism in Eukaryota, Viridiplantae, Streptophyta, Magnoliopsida, Lamiales, Lamiaceae. Bases 190 to 2070 code for a protein of 626 amino acids. The transcript has 5 exons. The record is from RefSeq and is a predicted model, not a curated record.